AUGCGAGACGAUCAUUGCAAUCGACGUAAUUCGUCAAUGUCACGAUGGAUUCAAAUAUGGCUUAAAAUUUCAACAGUAAUCUGUAGCUUGGAUGUUGCUUAUACAAUGUUUCGCCCAUAUACCCUUCGGGGUAAUACACUUGGAAUCUUCUAUGAAUUAUGGAAUAUCUAUAGUGACGUUGAUCUAAGAUAUGCUACAACUAAUGAUAUUGUUACAAUGGCUACUGGUCGGUUGAUGACCAUCGAAAUAAUCCUAAACAUUAUUGCUCUCUAUCUGUGUCGAGAUUAUCCACGUCAUGCAAAGUUAACGGCUUUCCUUACAAGCGCAUUCGUCUUUUGGAAAACUCUUCUUUAUAUGACAUUGUUUAUUGCACCACCAAAAGGUUUGUUAAUUCUUUUUUUCAACAAAGCAGUAUGA
Molecule: messenger RNA, 417 nt
Organism: Cercopithifilaria johnstoni
Lineage: Eukaryota; Metazoa; Nematoda; Chromadorea; Rhabditida; Onchocercidae
Source: the annotation of a GenBank genome assembly